AUGACAGCUACAUCUAUUUUACACUUCCUUUCUCGUCUCCGUUUCAUCGCCAAACCCCAACCUUUUCCUCUCCCAUCACCAAUUUCAACCCCUUUCCAUUUUUCCCUCACCUCCAAAACCAAGCAACCGACUCGGUUUCGAUUUUUCUCAAUGGCUGCUUCCGAGCCGAAGGAAUCACCGGCUAACAACCCUGGUCUGCAUGCAACUAUAGAUGAAGCUACUAAGGGUUACUUUAUGCAACAAACUAUGUAUAGAAUCAAAGACCCCAAAGUUAGCCUUGAUUUUUACUCUCGCAUUUUGGGCAUGUCUUUGCUCAAGAGAUUGGAUUUUCCUGAGUUGAAGUUCAGCUUGUACUUUAUGGGGUAUGAGGAUACAUCAGAAGCUCCAACUAACCCUGUUGAUAGAACAGUUUGGACCUUUGCUCAAAAGGCUACAAUUGAAUUGACACAUAAUUGGGGCACUGAAAGUGAUCCAGAGUUCAAAGGGCACCACAAUGGCAAUUCCGAUCCUCGUGGUUUUGGACACAUUGGCAUAACUGUUGAUGACACCUAUAAAGCAUGUGAAAGAUUUCAGAAUCUGGGAGUUGAGUUUGUUAAGAAACCAGAUGAUGGGAAAAUGAAAGGGAUAGCAUUUAUUAAAGAUCCUGAUGGAUACUGGAUUGAAAUCUUUGACCGGAAAACAAUAGGAAAUGUAACAGAAGCUGCUGCUUAA
Messenger RNA from Lathyrus sativus (Indian pea), 711 nucleotides. NCBI's taxonomy places the organism in Eukaryota, Viridiplantae, Streptophyta, Magnoliopsida, Fabales, Fabaceae. The record is from the annotation of a GenBank genome assembly.